UCCCUCGUCCUUUCUUUCUCCCCUUAGCGGUGAAGGUGCAACAGUAUUCGGUCGUCCCGAACCCGGGUUCAUCCGACACCCUCACCAACCAAGCUGAACUGAGCUCAACCUCCACAACAGCAACAUGCCUCCCAAAUUCGACCCCAACGAGAUUAAAGUUGUGUACAUGAGGUGCACAGGAGGAGAAGUUGGUGCCACCUCCGCUCUGGCCCCCAAAAUCGGACCUCUGGGUCUGUCUCCCAAGAAAGUUGGUGACGACAUUGCCAAGGCCACCGGUGACUGGAAGGGCCUGAGGAUCACAGUGAAGCUGACCAUCCAGAACAGACAGGCAGCGAUUGAGGUGGUUCCCUCUGCAUCCGCUCUGAUCAUCAAGGCUCUGAAGGAGCCUCCUCGUGACAGGAAGAAGGUCAAGAACAUCAAGCACAGUGGAAGUGUGAGCUUUGACGAGAUCGUGAGCAUCGCCCGUGUCAUGAGGCCUCGCUCUAUUGCCAGAGAGCUUUCAGGAACUAUCAAGGAGAUCCUGGGAACAGCUCAGUCUGUCGGCUGCACCAUCGAUGGUCGUCCUCCUCAUGAUGUUAUCGACGACAUCAACAGUGGAAAAGUCGAGUGUCCGUCUGAGUAAAUGUGGACAAAAUAAAGUCCUUAAAAAAACUG
Molecule: messenger RNA, 654 nt
Organism: Sphaeramia orbicularis (orbiculate cardinalfish)
Lineage: Eukaryota; Metazoa; Chordata; Actinopteri; Kurtiformes; Apogonidae
Gene: rpl12
Product: ribosomal protein L12
Exons: 6
Coding region: 125-622 (165 amino acids)
Biological process (GO): translation
Cellular component (GO): ribosome; cytosolic large ribosomal subunit
Molecular function (GO): large ribosomal subunit rRNA binding; structural constituent of ribosome
Source: RefSeq, a predicted model, not a curated record